Penicillium malachiteum is the source of this 1539-nucleotide messenger RNA. Its product is annotated as MFS transporter. The record is from RefSeq and is a predicted model, not a curated record. Gene Ontology annotation, biological process: transmembrane transport. The transcript has 5 exons. NCBI's taxonomy places the organism in Eukaryota, Fungi, Ascomycota, Eurotiomycetes, Eurotiales, Aspergillaceae. Gene Ontology annotation, cellular component: membrane. Bases 1 to 1539 code for a protein of 512 amino acids. Gene Ontology annotation, molecular function: transmembrane transporter activity.
AUGGCUAACAAGCCAGACGAAGUCAGGGAAUCGCCACAGUAUGAUGGAGAGCAAGCAAAACCUACAUACUCCGAUGGCAGCGAGCUCAUUUCGCUUGGUGAUAUUGACCAAGCUUUAGCUGCUAAGAUGUACCUUGUCAAUGAUGCAAUUGACAUGAUUGGUUUCACAUCAUAUCAUACAAAACUAUUUUUUCUCAAUGGCUUUGGUUAUGGAGUCGACUCACUUUUGCUUUUCCUCAUGAGUAUAUCCGCCGAUCAAGUCGUGGCACAAUACCCUCCGAAGUUUAAGCGAGGUGCACAAUUGGGCUUUUAUCUUGCCUUACUAGUUGGUGCACUAUUCUGGGGCAGCACAGCAGACAUAAUUGGCCGAAAAUGGGCCUUCAACUUCUCACUUCUGAUUAGCGCCAUCUUCGCCAUUACGGCUGGCGCAGCUCCAAAUUACCCGGGAUGGGCAACCAUGGUUGCCUUGUCAGCUUUUGGGUCAGGAGGAAAUCUAGUACUAGACACCACUGUCUUCCUAGAGUAUCUUCCAUCCAACAAGCAAUGGCUACUUACACUGUUAGCAGGUUGGUGGGGAGUUGGCCAGACUGUGGCUGGUCUGGUUGCCUGGGGUUAUAUGGCCAAAUAUAGUUGUCCAACUGAUGGAUCUGUCCCUUGCACAAAUGCUAACAACAUGGGAUGGAGAUAUUUGUUUUACACAUGCGGAGCCCUUGUUUUCAUUUUAAGCAUUGCUCGAGUACUGGUUAUUCGAUUCCAUGAGACACCAAAAUUUUUGCUUUGUCAAGGCCGAGAUGAAGAAGUGAUCAAAACACUUCAGGAUCUCGCUAACAAACAUGAUCGAGUGUGUCAUCUGACAUUGGAUCAACUCCAAGCGCAUGGCCAGAUUCAUAGCUCUCACGCUCAGAAUAAAGCAUCGUUCUCUGAACUAGCUGUCCAUGUACGAGGUCUCUUUGUCACAAAGACUCUAGCCUUAUCCACAUCCCUUGUUUGGCUCUCAUGGGCUUUGAUUGGAUUGGGCUAUGCGCUAUAUUACGUUUACCUGCCAGAAUAUCUAGCUUCACGAGGCUCUUCUGGAGCGAAUUCCGUCGAUAUUACCUGGCGUAAUUAUGCAAUUACCAAUCUGUGUGCGAUACCAGGUCCCAUUAUAGCAGGAUUUAUGUGUGAAAUGCCAAUGUUUGGACGAAAGAGAACGAUGUCUAUUGGUGCAAUCAUUACUAUGGUAUUUUUCUUUGGAUAUACGGCUGUCAAAACAGAUGCCCAAAAUUUGGGCUUUUCAUGUGCGAUCUCAGUCUCGAUUAACAUCUAUUAUGCGACUCUAUAUGCCUACACGGUGGAGGUUCUGCCAUCUGCACAUCGCGGCACAGGAAAUGGCAUUGCCGUUGCACUGAAUCGAUUGAUGGGGAUGGUUUCAGCUCUUAUUGGCGCCUUUACUUCCACAUCCACCUCAGUGCCAAUCUAUGUGUGCGCGGCUCUGCUUGGCAUGGGUGGCAUUCUUGCUGCUCUAUUUCCUUUCGAGACUCGCGGGAAGAAGAGCAUUUAG